AUGACCGGCACCGCCGCAUCCCGCCUUCGUCUCAUCAAAGCCAUUUUGGGGUCUUUUUUCUUCCCAAGACGCGCGCUUGCGGUGUGUUUGGGACCCAACGAACUAUUGGAACCUUUAGGGUCCUUGUGGGUCGCUCCUUCCUGCUCGUCGGCGGCCUCGCUUUGGCUAUCCAAAGACCGGAUGGACGGAAUGUUCGGCCCCAAACCCCGCGGCGCUUUAGUUUCCACCGGCCCCGCCAUUUCGCUCGCGGGCUCGUCCGAAAUGGCGGGGGAAGAGCCGUCAAGGGUCACCGAGCUCGGCUUCUCCAUCUCCAUCGGGAGCGCGGGGUACGGCAUCUCGGGCCCUUCUUUAUGCGAAGUCUCGGAAUAA
Messenger RNA from Phytomonas sp. Hart1, 369 nucleotides. The record is from the annotation of a GenBank genome assembly. Lineage: Eukaryota; Euglenozoa; Kinetoplastea; Trypanosomatida; Trypanosomatidae.